Messenger RNA from Metarhizium album ARSEF 1941, 2241 nucleotides. RefSeq lists its product as uncharacterized. The coding region runs from base 1 to 2241 and encodes 746 amino acids. The record is from RefSeq and is a predicted model, not a curated record. Gene Ontology annotation, biological process: chromatin remodeling. The transcript is spliced from 3 exons. NCBI's taxonomy places the organism in Eukaryota, Fungi, Ascomycota, Sordariomycetes, Hypocreales, Clavicipitaceae.
AUGGCGCAAUCAGAUCCGAGCCACACCGUCCCCCAGGACCUGAUGCCGCACGUCCACCUGGUCUCGUCCUAUCGAUAUCCGACAAUGCCUCGCAUCGACAUGAACGAGGUCGCCAAGUGGCUCAUGACUGCCCCCCAGAUUGCCAGGGACCGCGCUCCGUUCUUCUGGACAUACCUCGAUAAACCUGCCGAUGGUACAAUCCUGCUGACCUGGCAGCCUCUUCAGCGACUGGGAACAAACUUCGCGACUGACGGUUUCGUUUGGGCGCCGCCGGAGCAAGUCUACAAGCAUGACUUGGGCAAUGGAUUGAUUCUGGAGAUUUACUACCUCAAGGCUGGAUACAUACCUGGCGAACAGUUUGCGCUCCACACGCGACGACGAUUCCGACUGGUGCCUGCUCCAGGUCAUCCCAACCCUCCUCAGCUUGACGUGAGCCUCUUCAUCGUCCACUACGGUCCCUCGGAACAGAAUGAUCGCAUUCCAGCAAGCAUGGUUCCCUACGAUGAUCGCGUCACAACCAUCAUGCAACAGCGGCAUUUCCUCCUUCGGGGUGGCCAGAUCCGACGAAAGGAAUUCAUGCUUUCCGAUCAUGCCAACUGGCCUUCGCUCCCCGAGCUGACUCGGCAGCAAAUGGGCCCUCAAAUGGCACCUAGAGGAGUUCCUCAGCAAAUGGCAUACCCUCCUCAACCUGCACCCGGGCCCCCUAGUAAGCGCGCGAGACAUUCACAAAGUCACAGCCAGCAGCAGCAGCAGCAGCAGCAUCUACAGCAACAACAACAACAGCCGCCUGUCAUGCCGGGGAUGAAUCCUCUGGAUUCCGCGUUUGAUGACGAUGAGGAUAUCUCAAGGGGCGACAUGUUUGAUCAUUUAACGCCCAGGGAAAUCUCCCUGCUGCGCUACCAGCAGAACCACGAGUGGAUGGAAGAGAUUCUCUCGUCAGCCUACAGGAUAGGUCAGAUUCAGCCAUCCGACCUGAACCUCGGGCUCAAGGGAGAGCUGGCCUCCCUGACCGAGGGCAUCUUUACUGCCCAAGCAGGCGACGUGUUUGCCCAGCCACCGGAAAAACCAUAUGUUGGUCGUCUGGACUCGGGAUUGGCAGACGAAUUUCGAAAACGAGUGAGCAAGCAUGUCGAGUCCACCGAGGCGGAAAUCGAGAGGCUGCGAGAGGAGCACGCUGAGCUCGUGGCAUCCCUCAAGCAGAACUCGGCUCUGAAAGUCAAGGAGAAGCAAAUUCGCUCCAUACCCGACCCUCCCGUCCCCGAGGUAUUCAAUGCCGAGCUUGGCCUGGACGGCGCGGAAGAGCAGCGGGCCCCGGCACCGCAGCCAGUGAAGACGCCGUUUGAUGACAUCCUCAAAGAAGUAGAGGCAGCUACAGGACGCAAGGUCGACAUUCACCCCGUCAUCAAGAGAGUUCAGGACGGCGGGUACCAAGCGCCGGCCCCUAAGCCGCCUACUCCUGUCCCGACGACUCAAAUGUCCCGGCAGCCGUCGCAUUCGGGAUCGCAGAACAGCGGUCUGAUGAUGGGUGAUUCCGACAUGGACAUGGGAGGCACCGCAGCAGGCCUACUGGACCAGAUGCACACGGGAUUCUCGUCCACGUCAACACCGGUCAACAACUUCCCGACGCCUCAGGCGCAGGCGUCCGCAGCGCAGUCGAAUGCGCCAACGCCAUCCAACGCUCACAACGUCGCCUCGCCGGCACCAGCUCUUCCGACGGUACAAGAGGCACGCACGGGGCCAGUGCAGCACUCUCACCCAGAACCAGCAGGCGACGUUGCCAUGUCCGGGACAGAGUCCCACGCCAGGGCGCCGGCCGAGACUGCAGCAGACCAAGGAACCGACAGUGGUGACUGGGUUGUGGUCCCCAAGGGCGGUGCCUCUCCAGAGGUCAACGCCCCGUCAUCUGUCGUGCCGGCUGCUGCAGUCGAAGCAAGCGGCGGACAGGCCGAGCAGCAAAAGCCGGUCCCGAUUCCCACGAAACCCAUGUCCGCGGCUGCCACUCCCGCAGUCACGGAUGGUGGCUCCGCCUCGUUCGAUCAAAACGACUUCAGCUCACUAGGUGACUUGGACACCGCGGGCGAUGCCAUGGCGGGCUACGACGCCCCCGGUCUGGAUGGCACAGCUGGAGCGCUCGGCGAGGACUUGGACCUGCAGAUGGACAUGGAUGACUCCGCGUUUGGUGAUGCUUUCCACGUAGACUCCUCGGGCACACCGGGCGAUGCUCACAACCAGGACAUGUAG